UGGCGCCCGUGCGCGCUCCGCACACCUGUCUGCCCCGGGAGGCUUCAUUAGGCCGCGCCUGUGCAGCCCGCCGGCCCCACCGCGGAGUCCAGGCCAUGGAACCCACCAAGGAGCCCCGCCGGGAACCGCGGGGCCAGGAAGGUGGAGGCAAGCCCCUGGCUGCGGGGUCGGAGAAGGAAGGACCACCACGGAGUCCAGCCCCCACCACUCAGGAUGUCCCACGUGGGGAGCCGCCCCUCUCCUGCGCUGUCCUGGGAGAGAAGACGCCACCCAAAGCCCCUGACGCCAGGGGAGCAUGCCAGCCACUGGGCUCUGUCCACAAAGACAGAACUCUGGUCCCGCCCCGCCCCCAGCCUCAGGGAGACGGGUGUUCCGUCCCCAGGAGAGAGGCCAAGGCAGGGAAGAGGUCCUUCGCUCCCGGCUCCAGGAAGCAGAAAAAGUCUGUCGCCAUGGGUCCAGUCUCCAUGUCACCUCCCCGAGUCACUAACUCAGCCCGUGACACCAACAACCCAGUGCCCUGUGGGUCAGGCCGGGGGCCCUGCCACCUGGCCAACCUCCUCAGCACGUUGGCCCAGAACAGCCAAAACACAGACCAAAAGAAGCCCCUAGAAGUGACCUGCCAAGUGCGGAAAAAGACUCGAACCCUGUACCGCUCAGACCAGCUGGAGGAGCUGGAAAGGAUAUUCCAAGCAGACCACUACCCUGACGGUGACAAGCGCCGGGAGAUUGCCCAGACAGUGGGGGUCACCCCCCAGCGCAUCAUGGUAAAGGGGGCUGGGCAGGGACGGGUGGAGGAGAAUCCACGCUGGGCCUCUGGACAGCAGGCAGGUGCGCAGCACCUCUGGCUCGGGCCGAGGUUACAGCUCUUAGGGCUGUGUUCUUGCGUGUCCACAUCGCUGUGGGUGUGGUUCCAGAAUCGCCGGGCAAAGUGGCGAAAAGUGGAGAAACUGAAUGGGAAGAAGGACAAGGACAGUCCUGCAGGUCCAGCCCCUGCCAGCGGCCAGGACAGCUCUGCUGCUGAGCUGCCGCCUGCUGUGCCCAUGGACCCGGAGCCUGGUGCCUUCCCUCAGGAGCCCCCUCUAUGCACACUGCCAGAGCCCCCCAUGCUUCUGACAUCUGACCAGACUCUGGCCCCAACCCAACAGAGCGAGGGUGCUCAGAGGGUGGCAGUGACCCCACCACUCUUCAGCCCCCCGCCUGUCCAAAGGGCCAACCUUCCCUUCCCCCUCGGCUCUGCCCACACCCCCCAACUGAUGCCUCUGCUGAUGGACACACUUGGCAGUGACAGCAGCCACAGAGAUGGCUCCUGUGGGUCCUGGGGGACAAGUGUCACCCCACCCCCUACCUGCUCAUACCUGGAAGAGCUGGAACCCCAGGAUUACCAGCUGAGCAACCAGCCGGGGCUGUUCCAGGUCUCCCAGGCUCCGCAGACCCAGCUUUUCCAACAGCCUCAGCCCCAGUUUUCCUAUCUGCAUCCCUUCCCCUUCUCCACGCCCAGCUCACUGACGCCCCCGCUGCCAGAAGACGCUUUCUUCCCUCCACCUUACGGCCCCAAUGGGGGGACCUCGCAGGGCUACUUCUCAGCGCCCCUGGCAGGGCAGGGCCUGCUGCAGCCGCCUGCUGGGAGCAUGGGCACAGUGCCCUGGAAUGACCCUUGCUUGCCAGAACUGCCCUUCCCUGGUCCCUUCUGUCCCCAAGCUCUGGGGCACCCCUCAGGAGGGGACGGCUACUUUUCCGAUCUGUUUCCGGCUCCCUAUGCUCACCCUGUGAGCAGACAGCCUUCUCCAGGGCCCAGCCGGCUGCCUGACGGGGCCAGGCCAGGAGCUGGGCCCUUACCCAGCAAGGCCCCCAGUGAGCAGCCCAGGGCCACUGUGGAGCAGCAUUUGGCACCCGAGGAGGCCCGAGAGGAGGACAGAAACAGCCACGGCCCCUAGUCCUGGGGCCACAUGUCAGACAGGCCGCUGGGUGGAGGGGUUGGGGCGCCAUCAGGGAGAUGGCGGCAGAAGCAUUAGGAAAGACGGGGGGCUGUGUCGACUGGGGUGCAAGUCGGACGUGCUCCUGUGUGAGCUCAUCUUGCUGGGCGCUGGUGUGAGGAGGGAGGGGCUGGCUCUACCCGAAUCUCCACACCUCUGUACGGUGUCGGCCCUGAAGGUGAUGGCCGGUACCACUUUGGAACUCUGUAUCAGCUUGUGUUGUUUCCUUUCCUGGCCAGACACAUGAGCCAGAGUGUUCAUUGUAAGCAGUAAACGAGUGUGCUGUUGGUUUCUCUCUGUCAUUACCGUCUCCCCCUCACACACUGAGCUCCAGUCCCAGGUGAGGUUGCCACUGGGC
This is a messenger RNA of Myotis lucifugus (little brown bat), 2331 nucleotides long. RefSeq names its product NOBOX oogenesis homeobox (gene NOBOX). The transcript is spliced from 8 exons. Lineage: Eukaryota; Metazoa; Chordata; Mammalia; Chiroptera; Vespertilionidae. The coding region runs from base 96 to 1934 and encodes 612 amino acids. The record is from RefSeq and is a predicted model, not a curated record. Gene Ontology annotation, molecular function: DNA-binding transcription factor activity, RNA polymerase II-specific; RNA polymerase II cis-regulatory region sequence-specific DNA binding. Gene Ontology annotation, biological process: regulation of transcription by RNA polymerase II.